Messenger RNA from Scedosporium apiospermum, 1944 nucleotides. RefSeq lists its product as uncharacterized. The transcript has 3 exons. Lineage: Eukaryota; Fungi; Ascomycota; Sordariomycetes; Microascales; Microascaceae. The coding region runs from base 1 to 1944 and encodes 647 amino acids. The record is from RefSeq and is a predicted model, not a curated record.
AUGCGUGUCAAGCAUCCCUACAUACCUCCCAAUCCCGCUUCACAGGAUGAUCGCGUGGAAAGAGCGGGGACAGAGGCCGCUCCUCCGUACAGCUACCCCGGCCUUGGUCGGAGUUUAUAUUACCUGCCGGAAGGACAAGAGGAACAAUACCCGCGAGCCAUGGGUCCGAACAAUUGGAGCGGGCAGUCAGAGUUACUCUUCGCCCGUGAGGUCGCCAUGAUGAUUAUUAUGGACUAUCUCACAGACAAAGCGGAUUGGCACCGAAAAGUGUUUGACGAUAGAAUUGCCGAUAGAUGGGUUGAAGAAGCCCUCGAGAUACCAGUCGAGCCUUUAUGGUGUGAAAUAAUUGGUUAUAGGACGUCCGGAAGAGUCGAAGAAGAUCUCCUGGGCCCAGAGUCUUCAGAGGGCUUUAUUACCAAAGAAAUGAUGAUCUACUGUAUCAAGGAGCUCCGCCAGAAAGCCCACUUGACGAAGGAGACAGGACUAGUUCCAACUCUGGACGCCUCCGCCUCUGUGGUCAAGUCGGAUACGAUCGUCGGGGAGGAACUUCAGAAGGAGCUCAUUCACGCCUUCGGCAGGCUCAAAACCGACCAGGCUCACGCCCCAGAUUGGCAUCCCGGCACCGACGAAAUGGUCCAAGAUUUAGUACACCCGUCCAUGUAUCCGCUAGUUUGGGGCCGAAGCGGAAUCGUACGGAAGCCACUCGUGCAAGUUGAUGAUGCCGUCGAAAAGUGGCUCGGGAAAGGCGAGGUCUGGGAACCGCGACUGCAUCCCAACCCGUACUUGUCCCGGUACCGGGACGACACAUGGUUUUGGAGUAAAACCUACCAGUGGCUCCCGUCCAACGUCGCCUUCGAAGACGACGGAAGCGUCAAGUUUACGAGCUACAUUAAUAACCUUCAUCCCGAGAGAUAUCCUGAGAUAUAUCGAACAGUUGAGAAGCUCAUCGAAAAGGCUCUCCCAGCUUGGGACUAUUGUCUUGCGCAAUGCGAUGGUACACAAUCGUAUUCUGAUGGAUUUGAAAGGUCGGAACCGAGGUUUUCUAAACCUGAGAAUCCCGACGACGAAAACGACGAUAACUGGAUCGACAACACACCCGAAGGUAUUGUGUAUGAUCCGGAGAAGGACGACCACUUUGAUCGGCGGGAGUACGAGCGCACGAGAGAGGAGUAUAUUGAACUGAGGCUCUUCAAGUUGUUCCGCAAACCCAAACACCCAGACCCUCUUGAGUAUCAGCCCAUCGACUAUAGCAUCGAUCCAGAGGACACUUUAAGAGAACAAUUUAGAGACACCGGACUACAAAUAAUUGUUAAAAUGGCUAGCAUCGAGCUGACGCCGGAGAAGCCAUACUUCCCCGGAGGGAACUGGCAUCUCGAGGGCCAGCUCAAUGAACAUAUUGUUGGGACUGCUCUCUACUACUUGAGCACCGAAAAUGUCACCCCAAGCCGCCUAAGGUUUCGAAUGGCCACGGAUCACGAACCGGAAGAUCUCUUCGGCAACGUCGGGCAGGACGCAUACUCUUGGAUGGAGGAGGUGUACGGGACUAGUUUCGGCGCCCAUGAAAAGGCACCCGCGUUGCAGAACUACGGCAGCGUGGAAACUAGGGAAGGACGGCUGCUCGCCUUCCCAAACGUAUUUCAACACUGCGUUACUCCGUUUGAGCUUGUGGACCCCACGAAGCCGGGCCACCGCCGUUUCAUAGCUCUCUGGCUCGUCGACCCCUUUGUCCCUAUCAUCAGCACGGCGAACGUGCCGCCGCAGCAGGCCGAAUGGGGCGAGGGCGGCGCUACGGCCAAUCCGGAACUCGAGCCGGAUGACGAGUGGCCGAUGACGAGAGAAGAGGCGUUGAAGCAUCGGGAAGCGUUGAUGGCGGAAAGGUCGGUGCUGGAGAAUAAGAAUCGUGACGAGUGGCUCCGUUACUGCUAUGAUUUUUGCGAGCACUGA